AUGCCUGGCUUUGCGGAUUCGUUCUGGACACCCGAUUAUGCUACGGGUCUCGGGGUCCUGUACGGAAAGCUGCAGCAAGGCGUGGUGGAAAACAAACAGAUUCUGUAUAUUGCCGCUAUGCGGGCAGAGGCGGAGGAGCAAUAUGGAUCUAAGAUGGGAGAUAUUGCGCCGAAUGUGGACCGGCUGACGGCCACGGGUUUCGGUAAAGAUGAUGGUGCAAGUGUCAGAAAGGCAUACGAGGGUGUUCGCACUGAGAUGAUCGAGGCCUCUCGGAAUCACCAGAAAAUCGCCAACAACAUUCGCGAACUUGUCGUGGCUCCUUUCCGUCGUUGGAGCGAUCAGCAUGAGUAUCGUGUUCAGGCAUCCCAUGAUAAUCUUCAAGGGAGAAUUAAGGAACACGCCAAGCAGGUUGAGGUGGUUAAGAAGCUUCGCAGCCAUUACUUCAACAAGUGCCGAGUGGUAGAAGACCUGGAAGAGGAGAAUAAGCUGGCUUUCCAAGACCCCGAGUCUAGCCCCAAGAACAAGCCAACACCGAAGAUUGUGCUUCCCGCCGAAGAGGAGCCGGAGGAGGAGGAGCCCGUUGAACUGGGCGACCGCGUCUUCCCACCAGAGGAUGUUAAGAAGCUCUUGUUCCACAUGCUGAACACCAUCAGACUUGGUGAGGUUAAGGUGCCUAUCAUUGGCACAUAUUCGAACGUUUCAUCCGGUGCCGAAAUUACGGAGUACAUUCAAAAACAUAUGGAUGCGCCUACUCUUGCGCAGGCAGAACGCAUUGGGCAAGACCUGGUUGAUUGUGGUUUCUUGCGUCUGGUUGGAAAUAUGGGUAGUAAUUUCGCUAAUAGCUCGAAGAUGAGCUACCAGUGGCGUUCUAGGGUUUUCCAGCUCACUGGUAUUCCCGAGAAAAAGAAGCCUCUUAUGCGAGUUGCUUCGCAGGCUUCCAGCGAAGAAGGAAGCGAGUCGCCUAUCUCAUCAGUCACAGAAAUGAUUGAUCGCUGGAAUCCACUCAACAAUCCUUAUCCGAAUGAAACCCCAGCAGAGAAACUACGCAGAGAGGCUCUGGAGGCGGAUGAGCGCUACAAGGCGGCUAUUCGCAAGCUUGAUCAGGUUCGUUGCCGUUUAGAGGAGGACGUUAUUGACAAUCUGCGCUUUAUGGAGCAGUGCGAGUUGGACCGCCUUAAGGCUAUUAAGGCUGUUGUGCUCGACUUCUCUGGUGCUAUCAGUAACGUCAUUCCUAACCUCCAAAGUACUGUCGAUCAUAUGAUGUUGUACCAGGAGACGAUUCAGCCCUUGGGAGAUCUCAGGUAUCUGCUGGAGAACUACCGGACUGGUGGCUUUAUCCCCCGUGUACAAGCCUAUGAAAACUACUAUGGUUCCGUUGAGGAACAAAACUUUGGUGUUGACCUCGAGGCCAGGGCUCGAGUGGACCGCAAACGUGUCCCAAUCCUCGUGACCACUAUCCUGACCUACCUGGACAAUCGCUACCCUGAACUCGAGGGUGACGAAGCUCGUCGCGGAAUCUGGCUACACAACCCCAAGUUGGCCCACACCCAUCAGCUUCGUAGCGCUUUGAACAACAGCAAAGUGGAUUAUCGUGAAAUUCUUCCCAAAUUUGAGAUACCCACCGUUGCUAGCGUUUUGAAAUUAUAUCUUCUCGAAUUGCCAGACUCUCUUGUUUCUUCGCAAGUUUACGAAAUUGUCAAGACAAUCUACUCGACAACCGCUCACGAGACCACGGAAGAGGGACGAAUCAAGGUCCUACAAAGUACUCUUGGACAACUUCGUCUUGUUAACAUUGCCACGCUUGAUGCCAUCAUGACUCACUUCACACGUUUGAUCGAUUUGACUUCUGCCGAUGAACAAUUUAUUACCUCUCUCGCACAGGUGCUGUCUCCAUGCAUUCUCCGCCCCCGCACCGAGAACAGUCUCACCAUGGACGAGCGCCACAGUUACCGCCUGCUCCGCGACUUGUUCGACCACAAGGACUCCAUCUUCGGAGAACUGAAGCGUCAAUCCAGCGCUCUGGGAAUUUCAUCAACCAGCCGCCCAAGAGCAAUCAGUACCGAUGAAAGCAACCGCCGCGCAGCCAUGGAGGCUCGCCAGCGCGCAAUCGUUAACCGCAGCCGUGCUACCAGUCCUUCAACCCGUCAACGACACCGUCGUGACCGCUCAAGCGGUGCAUCCGAGACGGGCCGAUUCCCAAUAAACGUAGCCAGCCCUGCAGACCGCCGAGCCGCAGGCCGUGGCGCUAGUCUCGACGUGCCAACUAACAACGGCUCCCCCGACGGCCACGAACACCCUCCAACCGUGAAUGUGAAUACUCACAUCACCGACAUUGCAGCUAAUGGCACCACCGAGUCUCCCGCUUCAGUGGCAAUCUCCAGUGCCACCCUCUCAGAUGGUUCUAAUAGCCCUCCCCCUCCCCCAGAGACAGUCUCAGACGGCUCUCCUACCCCAACACCCACUCCAGCCGCCACGUCUACCGAGUUUGAAAAGCGUGCAUCUAUCCCCCGCUCCGUUGGUGGUCGGUAUAACCGCAAGCCCGGUCUUGGAAGUAUCUCCAGCUUCCAAAGUGGAGGCGGUACCGAAAGCAAUCGCAGCAGCGUCGUCAUCGAAAGCGAGCCCAAGGGCGUGACUCUGGAAGACAAGCCCAUGGAUGAUUAA
Messenger RNA from Penicillium angulare, 2661 nucleotides. RefSeq names its product GTPase-activating protein RGD2. Gene Ontology annotation, biological process: cytoskeleton organization; small GTPase-mediated signal transduction. Bases 1 to 2661 code for a protein of 886 amino acids. Gene Ontology annotation, cellular component: division septum; cell division site; cytoplasm. Gene Ontology annotation, molecular function: GTPase activator activity. Lineage: Eukaryota; Fungi; Ascomycota; Eurotiomycetes; Eurotiales; Aspergillaceae. The record is from RefSeq and is a predicted model, not a curated record. The transcript is spliced from 5 exons.